AUGGAGGAGAUAGAAGGAACCAACAGAGCAGCUGUAGAGAGUUGUCAUAGAGUUCUCAACCUCUUAAGCAGACCACAGCAACAGCAGCAAGAUCAUGGGUAUGACAAGAGUUUAGUGUCUGAAACUAGAGAAGCUCUGUUUAGGUUUAAGAGAGUGGCGAGUAUGCUAAGCAAAACUGUGGGUCAUGCUAGGUUUAGAAGAGCUAAGAAACCUCAGACCCAUUUGUCACAUUCCAUCUUCCUUGAUCCUAGUCAUCACCAAAGAACAGAACUCCCAUCACCACCAUCCUCCUUGUCUCUGAAAACACCUUUGCUCCGGUCUGGUUUCCAUGAGUUGUGCUUGAGACCCUCUGAUUCCCUCACUUUAGGGACCCGGUCUUUCACUCUAAACCCAAAUGCAAAUGCAAAAGCCCCUCUCCUUCAGCUUAACCACCAGCCAAAUGCAAUGCCCUUUCGAGAACAACAACAGCAACAGCAACAACAGCAGUUACAUGAGCGGUUUCAAGCUCAUCAUCACCAUCAGCAGCAGCUGAUACUACAGCAACAGAAACAUCAAGCUGAGAUUUUGCUGAGGAAGUGCAAUGGUGGGAUAAGUUUGAGUUUCGAUAACUCGAGCUGUACACCAACCAUGUCAUCCACUAGGUCCUUUGUCUCGUCGCUUAGCAUAGAUGGAAGUGUGGCUAACAUGGAAGGCAAAAACUCCUUCCAUUUGCUCGGGGUUCCGAGCUCAACGGAUCAGAGCUCACAGCAUUCUAAGAGGAAAUGCCUUUUGAAAGGAGACGAACAUGGAAGUGUGAAAUGCGGGAGCUCUAGCAGAUGCCACUGCGCUAAGAAAAGGAAACAUCGUGUUAGGAGAUCGAUUAGAGUGCCUGCGAUAAGUAACAAGGUUGCAGAUAUUCCUCCUGAUGAUUAUUCAUGGAGGAAAUAUGGUCAGAAACCCAUCAAGGGCUCUCCUUAUCCCAGGGGAUAUUACAAAUGCAGUAGCAUGAGAGGUUGUCCAGCGAGGAAGCACGUUGAGAGGUGUUUGGAAGAUCCGGCGAUGCUAAUUGUGACAUAUGAAGCAGAGCAUAACCACCCGAAACUGCCAUCUCAAACCGUAACAACUUAA
Molecule: messenger RNA, 1107 nt
Organism: Microthlaspi erraticum
Lineage: Eukaryota; Viridiplantae; Streptophyta; Magnoliopsida; Brassicales; Brassicaceae
Source: the annotation of a GenBank genome assembly